Fulvia fulva is the source of this 771-nucleotide messenger RNA. RefSeq names its product Carboxypeptidase S1 B. NCBI's taxonomy places the organism in Eukaryota, Fungi, Ascomycota, Dothideomycetes, Mycosphaerellales, Mycosphaerellaceae. Gene Ontology annotation, molecular function: serine-type carboxypeptidase activity. The record is from RefSeq and is a predicted model, not a curated record. The transcript has 4 exons. Bases 1 to 771 code for a protein of 256 amino acids. Gene Ontology annotation, biological process: proteolysis.
AUGGAUGGGCUCUCGCAAUCGUCUGAAGCGUCAAGUGGUGCAUUCCGGAGCAUCGGCGACUACAAUCGUCCUGGCUGGCUAGAAGAUCUUGCCUAUCUUCUCGAAAGCGGCGUUAAACUCCCCAUGGCGUACGGUGAUCGUGACUUUGCUUGUAACUGGAUCGGCGGCGAAGCAGUCUCGCUCGCCAUCAACUACACCAACACGAACGACUUCCAUGCAGCCGGCUACACUGCGCUACAGACCAACGACUCAUACUCUGGCGGUCAAGUCCGUCAGUACGGUAAUCUGAGCUUCUCCAGAGUCUUCCAAGCAGGCCACGAGAUCCCAUCGUACCAGCCAGAGACGUCCUACAAGAUCUUCAUGCGAGCUCUCAACAAUCUUGACAUUGCAACAGGUCUAGUCAAUGUCACGUCCGGAGAUGGCAUCUACAGCUCUGUCGGGACGGAAGACACAUGGGCUAUCAAGAAUGACCAGCCUGAACAGCCGCUGCAAUUCUGCUACGUGCUCGAGCCUACUACCUGUACUGAGGAUCAGAUUGACAGCAUCCUGAACGGGACGGCAGUGAUCAGGCACUACAUUGUGGUUGACAAGAACUCGACGGCACUGUUUCCCGAUGUAGUCGGAGGAUCUUCGUCAAAUGACACGAAUGCCACGACAAGUCCUGGCUCGAGCUCGAAUUCGCCAUCAUCGUACACUGGAAAGGCAACGAGCAACAAAGCAGGGCCAUGGGUCGCGAUGAUGAAUCUGGCAGGAAUGGUCAUCAUGCUAUGA